Messenger RNA from Elaeis guineensis (African oil palm), 970 nucleotides. RefSeq names its product transcription factor GHD7. Gene Ontology annotation, biological process: regulation of flower development. Gene Ontology annotation, cellular component: nucleus. The record is from RefSeq and is a predicted model, not a curated record. Lineage: Eukaryota; Viridiplantae; Streptophyta; Magnoliopsida; Arecales; Arecaceae. Gene Ontology annotation, molecular function: protein binding; DNA-binding transcription factor activity.
UUCCUCGCCUCUCAUUGGCCUCCCUCUUGCUCACAAUGGUAUCGAACCACACAUCCAUUUAGCUUCCCCUUCCCCCCACCACCACCCAAAGCCGUCAUCGCUGCCGUCCUCCAGUGGACAUCCGUAGCCACAUGAUCACAGCCAUGUCGUCGUCCGGCCUAUGCGACGUGUGCGGCACCACGGGCGAGGCGUGCGCGCACUGCACCGAUCUCAACUGCGCCAUCCCCAUGUUCCCCGAGACGAGUCGGGAGCACGAAGGGCUACAUGAGUUCCAAUUCUUCGGGCACGACAAUAACGUCGCCUGGCUUUUUAAUGAUCCCAAAGCGUGCGAGCCGCGGCAGGAAGAGAGGCCGCCGGUUGCUCCGGCCGCUUUCAAGUACUUCGAUAGCUUCCGUGAAGCUUGCAAUAUUCCAGGGCAUGGGCUGACGUUCGAUGUUUGUUUGAGUACGAACAGCCCGCCGGACUGCAUCCAGACAUCAAUGGAGGGUCCGGCCAUGGGGCUGCCGGCAAAAAGUGCCACCAUCAUGUCAAUUUCUGGCAACAUGUUCACUGAUGCCUCAAGCGGAAACAGCAAGGAGGUUGUCGAUGGCAAUGCUUCCAGCCAAGGCGACCCCGGCAUGGAUAGACAAGCCAAGGUCAUGAGGUACAAAGAGAAAAGGAAGAAAAGAAGGUAUGAGAAGCAAAUUAGGUACGCAUCAAGGAAAGCAUAUGCUGAAAUGAGACCACGGGUCAAAGGGAGGUUCGCCAAGAUUCCUGAAACAAGCCAGCCAACCGCUGAGCCGCCUCCUAGUUAUGACCCAGAAAGGCUUGACCUUCGAUGGUUCCAUUCCUAACAGGCAAAAUGCAAGCACUCCUAUAAUAAUUAAAUAAUGGAUUUUUAACCCAAACUUUAUGUUGUGGUUUAAUCAAUUGUUAUAGGAAUAUAACCUGAUAUUCUGCUUGCUUAUUUGCUAAACCAAAAAGAUUUUUU